Molecule: messenger RNA, 1403 nt
Organism: Drosophila subpulchrella
Lineage: Eukaryota; Metazoa; Arthropoda; Insecta; Diptera; Drosophilidae
Gene: Sirt2
Product: NAD-dependent protein deacetylase Sirt2
Exons: 4
Coding region: 138-1289 (383 amino acids)
Molecular function (GO): histone deacetylase activity, NAD-dependent; NAD+ binding
Source: RefSeq, a predicted model, not a curated record
UCUCAGCACUGGUUGCUCGGCGUGUUUUGCUUUUUUGCGUCAAGAGACAACAAAUAAUCAAAACAACGGGGGGAUUUCUUAGGAUUAUACGAAGUUUCAGAUACUUUCACCUCCCGAGGUCCAGGAUUAUUCCAGCCAUGGGUGACAGCGAGAAAAAGGUGGAGAAACCGACGACGACGGCCUCGAAUUCCUCAUCCAGUGACGAAGAGGAGGGCAAAGACCCCACAAUGGAUGUGAUUCGUCGCUUCUUUGCAAACACUCUGAAUCUGGGUGGCUCCACGGACGCAAAGACAGACCUCAAAGUGGAGAAGGUAAUACCAGACUUGUCGUUCGAGGGCUUUGCCGAGCAUUGGCGAAAGCAUGGCUUCAGAAAGAUUGUGACCAUGGUGGGAGCCGGCAUAUCCACAUCUGCUGGCAUCCCGGACUUUCGGUCGCCGGGUUCCGGGCUAUAUAGCAACCUAAAGAAGUACAAGCUCCCCCAUCCCACGGCCAUUUUUGAUCUGGAUUACUUUGAAAAGAACCCUGCUCCGUUCUUUGCCCUCGCGAAGGAGCUGUACCCGGGCUCCUUUAUUCCCACGCCGGCCCACUACUUUGUCCGUUUGCUGCACGACAAGGGUCUGCUGCAGCGACACUACACCCAGAACAUAGACACCUUGGAUCGUCUUACGGGUCUGCCCGAGGAGAAGAUCAUCGAGGCACACGGCAGCUUCCACACCAACCAUUGCAUAAAGUGCCGCAGGGAGUACGACAUGGCUUGGAUGAAGGCGGAGAUAUUUGCCGAUCGUCUGCCCAAGUGCAAGCAAUGCAAGGGCGUUGUCAAGCCGGACAUUGUCUUCUUUGGCGAGAACUUGCCGGAGAGGUUUUACACCAGUCCCGAUGAGGAUUUCCAGGACUGCGAUCUUUUGAUUAUAAUGGGCACCUCGCUGGAGGUGCAGCCGUUUGCUUCUCUCGUCCAAAGACCGGGACCACGUUGCCUGCGCCUACUGAUCAAUCGCGAUGCAGUGGGUCAGGCCAGCUUCGUACCCUGGAUGGAUCCCCAUGAGCGGUCGCUGCUUUUCGAUAGGCCCAACAACACGAGGGAUGUGGCCUACUUGGGCGACUGCGAUGCGGGUGUCAUGGCUCUGGCCAAAGCUCUGGGCUGGGAGGAUGAGCUGCAUCAGCUCAUUACCAGUGAAACGGAAAAGCUGAACGCCGGCCAGGAAAGCGAUGAGCAGGACAAAGAAAAACCGCAUUCGGACCCCGUUGAUCAGGCUUCCGGCUGUCAGGCCAAAAAGGACGCUUCACUUUAGACCCUGAGAUUAGUUAGAACGACUCGUAGUUAAUUUUUAGUUAAAGUGUGCAAUUUGUUUACAUGUAUUACCUGUAUAAAACUGACAAUGCCAUGUGCAGGCAUUGCUGGCUAA